Messenger RNA from Pongo pygmaeus (Bornean orangutan), 2475 nucleotides. RefSeq names its product zinc finger protein 763. Gene Ontology annotation, biological process: regulation of DNA-templated transcription. The record is from RefSeq and is a predicted model, not a curated record. Lineage: Eukaryota; Metazoa; Chordata; Mammalia; Primates; Hominidae. The transcript is spliced from 4 exons. The coding region runs from base 144 to 1961 and encodes 605 amino acids.
CAUUGUUUAUCCAGGCACAGAGUGGGUCGCAUUCCUGUCCUCACCUUUGUCCCUGCGCAGCUGGUGGUUGGUAUCCGCUGUAUCCAUCCCCGAGAGGGACCUGGUGCCUCUACCCAGGUUUCUGUCGCUCUGUCUCCUGCGCUAUGCCCUGCUGUAGUCACAGGAGCUGUAGAGAGGACCCCAGGACAUCUGAAAGCCAGGAAAUGGACCCAGUGGCCUUUGAGGAUGUUGCUGUGAAGUUCACCCAGGAGGAGUGGGCUUUGCUGGAUAUUUCCCAGAGGAAGCUCUACAGGGAACUGAUGCUGGAAACUUUCAGGAACCUGACCUCUAUAGGGAAAAAGUGGAAAGACCAGAACAUUGAGUAUGAGUACAAAAACCCCAGAAGAAGCUUCAGGAGUCUCAUAGAAGGGAAUGUCAAUGAAAUUAAAGAAGACAGUCAUUGUGGAGAAACUUUUACCCAGGUUCCAGAUGACAGGCUGAACUUCCAGGAGAAGAAAGCUUCUCCUGAAGUAAAAUCAUGUGACAACUUUGUGUGUGGAGAAGUUGGCGUAGGUAACUCAUCUUUUAAUAUGAACAUCAGAGGUGAUAUUGGACACAAGGCAUACGAGUAUCAGGACUAUGCACCAAAGCCAUAUAAGUGUCAACAACCUAAGAAAGCCUUCAGAUAUCGCCCCUCCUUUAGAACACAAGAAAGGAAUCACACCGGAGAGAAACCCUACACUUGUAAAGAAUGUGGAAAAACCUUUAUUUCCCAUUCAGGCAUUCGAAGACACAUAGUAAUGCACAGUAGGGAUGGACCUUAUAAAUGUAAGUUUUGUGGGAAAGCCUUCCAUUGUCUCAGAUUAUAUCUUAUCCAUGAAAGAACUCACAUUGGAGAGAACCCGUAUGAAUGCAAACAAUGUGGUAAAUCCUUUAGUUAUUCUGCUACCCUUCAAGUACAUGAAAGAACUCACACUGUAGAAAAGCCUUAUGAAUGUCAGCAAUGUGGGAAAGCAUUCCAUAAUUCCAGUUCCUUUCAAGCACAUAAAAGAACCUACACUGGGGCAAAGCCGUAUGAAUGUAAACAGUGUGGCAAAUCCUUCUGUUGGUGUCAUUCCUUUCAAAUACAUGAAAGAACUCACACUGGGGAGAAGCCCUAUGAAUGUAGCAAAUGUAAUAAAGCAUUCCAUAGUCACAGAUCCUAUCUUAGACAUAAAAGGAGUCACACGGGAGAGAAGCCUUAUCAAUGUAAGAAAUGUAGAAAAGCAUUCACGUAUCCCAGUUCCCUUCGCAGACAUGAAAGGACCCACUCUGUGAAAAAACCUUAUGAAUGUAAGCAAUGUGGGAAAGCAUUAUCUUAUCUUAUAAGUUUUCAAACACACCUAAGAAUGCACUCUGGAGAAAGACCUUAUAAAUGUAAGACAUGUGGGAAAGGCUUUUAUUCUCCCAAGUCAUUUCAAAGACAUGAAAAAACUCACACUGGAGAGAAACCCUAUGAAUGCAAGCAAUGUGGUAAAGCCUUCAGUAGUUCCAGUUCCUUUCGGUACCAUGAAAGGACUCACACUGGAGAGAAACCCUAUGAGUGUAAGCAAUGUGGGAAAGCCUUCAGAUCUGCCCCACACCUUCGAAUGCAUGGUAGGACUCACACUGGAGAGAAACCCUAUGAGUGUAAGGAAUGUGGGAAAGCCUUCAGAUCUGCCAAGAACCUUCGAAUUCAUGAAAGGACACAAACACACAUAAGAAUGCACUCUGUAGAAAGACCUUAUAAAUGUAAGAUAUGUGGAAAAGGCUUUUAUUCUGCCAAGUCAUUUCAAAUACAUGAAAAAUCUUACACUGGAGAGAAACCCUAUGAGUGUAAGCAAUGUGGUAAAGCCUUUGUUUCUUUCACUUCCUUUCAAUAUCAUGAAAGGACUCACACUGGAGAGAAACCCUAUGAGUGUAAGCAAUGUGGAAAAGCCUUCAGAUCUACCUCACACCUUUGAAAGCAUGGUAGGACUCACACUGGAUAGAAACCGAGGCAGGCCAAAGCAGGUGAAUCACCUGAGGUCAGGAGUUCAAGACCGGCCUGACCAAUAUGAUGAAACCCCUGUCUCUACUAAAAAUACAAAAAUUGGCCAGGUGUGGUGGGCUGUUCCUGUAAUCCUAGCUAGUUGGGAGGCUGGCACAGGAGAAUCGCUUGAAUCUGGGGGGCAGAGGUUGCAGUGAGCCGAGAUCAUGCCAUUGCACUCCAGCCUGGGCAACAGGAGCAAAACUCCGUCUCAAAAAAAAAAAAAAAGAGACUUGGCCUUGUGGUGAGGGGAUGUCAGCUCUAGACUCCUGGACCUGUUUUUGCCUUACUUAUUCUCUAAAGACUAAAAUAUUUCCUAAAAUUUAUGGGCGCUGUUUACCAGAAAGUACCUUAGUUAAAACAUAGAAGUUCAUUUAUGCCUUAUAAAGCUUUUUUUUUCAGGUUGGUUUAGUGAGUCACAGGAAGCUAAUAAAUUUGUGUAAUUGUCU